Molecule: messenger RNA, 510 nt
Organism: Sclerotinia borealis F-4128
Lineage: Eukaryota; Fungi; Ascomycota; Leotiomycetes; Helotiales; Sclerotiniaceae
Source: the annotation of a GenBank genome assembly
AUGGCUUCAACUAGCAACACCGACUGUUCGGAUCUCGUACAAGUUGCCCAAUCCAGCCUAGUUGUCCAAGGCUUGGUGAAAGAUCUGUCACAAUACUUUGACCCCGACACUAUCACGGAGAAGGAAGGUUAUUCAAGGGUGGAAUGUCUACAAGAUGAAUCCAAAUUAUUGCAAGACAUCAUUGAUAUUAUCAAAACAAUCGUCCCUCGUCCUAAAGAGAGAUACUACAUGUCUUUAAUAGUCCAUCUAUUAGUAUUUCAGACUGGAUGCUCCAAAUUCGAAGAAAUGGUGGGCAAGGAUGAUUGUAUCAUUCUUAUACCCGUUGUUAUAAUUGGCUCUGGCACUGGUAUGCUUGAGGAGGAGGCAACAGGUCGACGGACAAGUAUCACAAUGGAUGCAAACUCUGAGCUUGUUAUUAGUGGGCGGUGUUCAUUAUACUUGGAGCCGGGAAGCAAAGCCGUAUGCGUCGUGAUGUCAAUAGGAAAAGAUAAAGAUAAAGAUAAGCUCUAG